UUUGGGUACCAACAAGUACAGCAUCGGAUUGAAAGUCCUCGGAUCCUGUACUCAUCUUCCUCUUCCUUCGUCAGCGUUGUAAUCUGAAGAACGCGGGCGGAGAUGGAGUUUUUUGGAAUGGAUUUCAGCUGCGUUUUCGGAUCUCUAAGCCACGGCAAGUUCCCGGAGAAAGAUUGCUUGCUUCCCCUCAUCUCUAAGCUCCUCGGCUAUUGCAUUGUCGCCGCUUCAACCACCGUCAAGCUUCCUCAGAUAAUGAAGAUCUUGAAACAUCAGAGUGUCAGAGGACUUAGUGUUAUAUCCUUUGAGCUAGAAGUCGUAGGUUACACAAUUGCUCUGGCUUAUUGUGUCCACAAAGGACUUCCAUUUUCAGCUUAUGGGGAACUGGCAUUUCUCUUGGUUCAAGCUAUAAUUUUGGUUGCCGUUAUCUACUAUUACUCUCAGCCUAUUGGUAUGAAAACGUGGAUCAGGGCAUUACUAUAUUGUGCUCUAGCACCAACAGUUUUAGCCGGUCAAAUUAACCCUGUUCUCUUUGAAGCUCUAUACGCAUCUCAACAUGCGAUUUUUCUCUUCUCGAGGAUCCCACAAAUCUGGAAGAACUUUUCUAACAAAAGUACUGGGGAGCUUAGCUUUUUAACAUCCUUAAUGAACUUUGGAGGUUCUAUGGUGAGGGUUUUCACCAGCAUCCAAGAAAAUGCACCAAGAAGUGUUCUCAUGGGAUCGGCUCUUUCUAUUGCAACAAACGGAACCAUUUUGAGUCAGAUAAUUCUAUACCAGAAGAGGGAUGUAAAGAAAGAGAAGAAAACAGAGUAGAGGAUGAAUGCUUGCAGCUGCGGCUUUGCCUUAUUGAAGAUUAAAGCUUGUAUAUAGUAAGUAAAGGUGAACCAAAGUGAAAUGUUUUUAAAAGAAAGAUUCUGGACUCUCUCUACUUCAUGACAAUUUCUCAAGCUUAGUCUUUAGUUCAUUGCCGAACAAAUUCUCCUCGAGAUAAUCAUUUUAUUACAAGAAGUCCGGAGUUCUUUUCUUUUCUUUUGGAAUAUAAUGGUACAUUGUUUGCUGGAAUCAUUCAUUAGGUUUUGACUAAGAUCCCCGCCCGACUGCCGGCCCCCAUAAAUUUAUAUCUGGGGUUGUAGAGGGGACGGAGGUGGAAUGUACUUCCCUUAUAUUAUAGUUCUAAUUCAAUUACUACAGUCAGAAUGAUCAUUUUCCA
Molecule: messenger RNA, 1207 nt
Organism: Benincasa hispida (wax gourd)
Lineage: Eukaryota; Viridiplantae; Streptophyta; Magnoliopsida; Cucurbitales; Cucurbitaceae
Product: Mannose-P-dolichol utilization defect 1 protein
Source: RefSeq, a predicted model, not a curated record